This is a messenger RNA of Mobula hypostoma (lesser devil ray), 3624 nucleotides long. It is a transcript of the gene nadsyn1, whose product is annotated as NAD synthetase 1. The coding region runs from base 422 to 2515 and encodes 697 amino acids. Gene Ontology annotation, cellular component: cytoplasm. The record is from RefSeq and is a predicted model, not a curated record. Gene Ontology annotation, biological process: NAD+ biosynthetic process. Lineage: Eukaryota; Metazoa; Chordata; Chondrichthyes; Myliobatiformes; Myliobatidae. Gene Ontology annotation, molecular function: NAD+ synthase (glutamine-hydrolyzing) activity; glutaminase activity; ATP binding. The transcript is spliced from 21 exons.
UAUUUCUGGGAUAUUUUCUGAAAAGGCGGCUUCAGUUUGGAUAAUUCCUGAUCGACUCAACCAUCGUCCGAGGGUAGGGGUAGAUGGGGGCAAACAGUAAAGUAGCAGCUGGGUGUACAGUUGGCUUUUGAAAGAAUAACAUCCAUUCCAUACUAUCUGCACUCUGAUGGCUAUGCAAACCCGUGGCAAGGGAACAUAUUUAAUACAAAGAGUCACUGUCUAGCGGUUCUGUUUGGAAAUGACAGUUUGCGAUUGAGAUGUACUGUCCUCUGCUGCACAAGGCGAAACUGACCCGGAAGGGAACUGCAGCAACACUAGCAUCUUGCAGUGUGGAGUUUGAGAUAGGAAUCAGGCUUAACUCGGUGUUAUCCAUCCCAAUUAUAACAUCACCAACAUUUACUGGAAGUGCUCUAUUUGUACAAUGCUGGGUCGUAAAGUGACAUUGGCGACUUGCGCAUUGAACCAGUGGGCUUUAGAUUUUGAAGGAAAUCUUCAAAGAAUUUUGAAAAGUAUUGAAAUAGCAAAAUCAAAAGGAGCAAGAUACCGACUUGGACCGGAGCUGGAAAUCUGUGGAUAUGGCUGUGGCGAUCACUAUCUGGAGUCUGAUACUGUGCUGCAUUCCUUCCAGAUGCUGGCAGAACUCUUGGUUUCUCCAGUUACUGAAGACAUUAUAUGUGAUGUAGGCAUGCCAGUUAUGCAUAAAAAUGCUCUCUUCAAUUGCAGGGUGAUCUUUCUCAACAGAAAAAUAUUGUUAAUUAGACCAAAGUUGCUAAUGGCAAAUGGAGGUAACUACAGGGAGUUACGCUGGUUCUUGCCAUGGAAUAAGCCAAGGGUAGUAGAAGAGUAUUAUCUUCCAGAAAUAAUCCAGUCUGUGACGGAACAGGAAACGGUCCCGUUUGGUGAUGCUGUGUUGGCAACAAAGGACACCUGUCUUGGAAGUGAAAUAUGUGAGGAACUUUGGGCUGCCAAUAGUCCUCACAUUACCAUGGCGAUGGAUGGGGUGGAGAUAUUUACCAAUUCUUCUGCAAGCCACCAUGUUCUUCGUAAAAGUUACUUGAGGACCGAUCUUGUAAAGUCAGCUACUGCAAAGAAUGGUGGAAUAUAUCUCCUGGCUAACCAGAAGGGCUGCGAUGGUGAUCGCCUGUAUUACGAUGGCUGUGCUAUGAUUGGUGUAAAUGGGCAUAUAGUGGCUCAAGGAUUACAGUUUUCAUUGGAUGAUGUGGAAGUUCUAACAACCACUCAGGACUUGGAAGAUGUAAGAACCUACCGCAUAGACAAGAGCAGCCAAAAAUUUAAAAUGGCAAAUGAAGUAUAUCCUCGAGUGAAUGUCAGCUUCGCACUGACUUCGGCUGAUGAUGUCUACCUGCCCUCAGUUCAGCCAAUUCAGAUCCGAUACCAUACUCCUGAGGAAGAAAUCAGCCUUGGACCUGCCUGUUGGCUGUGGGAUUAUCUCCGACGUAGCUCACAGGCUGGUUUUUUUCUCCCUCUCAGUGGGGGCAUUGAUAGUUCGGCCUCAGCCUGCAUUGUCUAUUCCAUGUGUUGUCAAGUGUGCUCUGCUGUGUCAAAUGGAAAUCAGCAGGUGCUGGAAGAUGCCCGGAGGAUUGUCAAUGAUCCUAAUUACACACCCAAAGACCCGCGGGAAUUCUGUCGACACAUCUUCACCACUUGCUACAUGGCCAGUGAGAACUCGUCUCAAGAUACCUGUAACCGGGCCAAAGAGGUAGCUGAGCAAAUAGGCAGUCAUCACAUAAACCUGAACAUUGACCCUGCUGUGAAGGCUGUGAUUAUGAUUUUCAAGUUGGUAACUGGCAAAUUACCACAAUUUACAGUGCACGGUGGCUGUAGCCGGGAGAACAUCGCUCUUCAGAAUUUGCAGGCUAGAAUCCGAAUGGUCCUUGCCUAUCUCUUUGCUCAGUUGAGCUUAUGGACUCUUGGGAAACCUGGAGGAUUGUUGAUUCUGGGAUCCGCCAACGUGGAUGAGAGUCUCAGAGGAUACCUGACCAAGUACGACUGCUCCAGUGCAGAUAUCAAUCCAAUUGGCGGCAUUAGUAAGACAGAUCUCAGAAACUUCAUCCAGUACUGUAUCGAAAACUUCCAGAUCACGGCUCUCCGAAACAUUAUGUCUGCACCACCGACCGCUGAACUGGAGCCACUGGCAGAGGGCCAGAUAGCACAGACGGACGAGGCCGAUAUGGGAAUGACGUACGGGGAACUCUCAGUGUUCGGGAAGCUAAGGAAAAUUGCAAAGUGUGGUCCUUACAGCAUGUUCUGCAAACUAAUACACAUAUGGAAAACCGUCUGCACUCCUCGGCAGGUGGCUGAGAAGGUAAAACAUUUCUUCCGCAUGUAUUCUAUUAACCGGCACAAAAUGACCACGCUGACUCCUUCAUACCACGCCGAAGACUAUAAUCCUGAUGAUAAUCGCUUUGACCUCCGACCAUUCCUGUACAAUACCAGCUGGUCUUUGCAAUUCAAGUGUAUAGAUAACCAGGUCACAAAACUGGAAAGUACUUAAGGACGGAGUGUUGAUGCUGUUUGCAAUGAGCUCAGCUGAAUGCUGCUACCUCAGUUGCCCAUCAUGUAUUGAUACGAUCAAGUUCAACUGCCUGCCAUGUAUUCAGAGAAUCUAGCUACGGAACUUGUUUUCUAAUGUCCAGUCCAAAAAUAACAUGAUUGGUUCUAAUUAAAAUGUUAUCUUAUUGUGUAAUAACACUGUUUUCCUGCACUAUAAUAGUACCAACAUUGGAUUUGUAACAUAGCAUAUCUCCCAAAUUGGUGGAACUCAGAUCAAACAAACAAGUUGACCUCAAGCCAAACAAACACUGAGGGGGGAAACAGAAUUCUUGGUAGUAGCAAGUCCAUCCCAAGCUGGUGCUGGUGUUAGACGGUAACGUUUUGUGGGCAACUAACCAAACUAUUCUGCUAAAUAUACUUUUUCUGGACUAUGAUCACUGCAGUCUGCAGCCUGUAAUUUCCCUUUGGGAGCUGUGCUUUUGAGCCGUCUGAACGAUCGGGCAUUUUUGGAGUACCCUGAAGGAUUCGGCAAACUGGAGUCUCGAGAACGCAGCUAUGGCUGCGUCAGCCAAUUCCGGAGCAGACUUCCGGCCGGAUUGAAACUCGGGUCAGAAUGAGGCGGUGCGGCCCGGGCUCGAGAGUGAGAAACAGACCGAUGUUAAGCCAAUUUAACCACUGGUAUUCAGCUCACUACUCUUGUGUCAGUCAGGAUCCCCCACCUGAGCCUGUCCUGUCUGCUUGCGUCGGACCCGUCUCCCUUUCUUCUCAUUACUACCAUUGGGUGCAAGUUGCAGGAGUCUUGACUGGCUGCACUCUCCUGAGCAGUGAAUUGUCUCUGUGGCUGUGGACUCACUUUCGUGGUCUCUGUGAUUUACGUUCUGUGUAUUGUUUGUUCAUUUUUUAAAAUUGUUUGCACAAUUUGUUUUUUUUUCUUUUGCACGUUGGAUGUUUGAUGGAUUUUAGUGGAUUCCCUUGUGUUUCUUUCUUUUGCUACUACCUGUAAGAAGAUAAUCUCCAACACGAGGAAAUCUGCAGAUGCUGGAAUUUCAAGCAACACACAUGAAAGUUGCUGGUGAACGCAGCAGGCCAGGCAGCAUCUCUAGGAAGAGG